Molecule: messenger RNA, 2074 nt
Organism: Linum tenue
Lineage: Eukaryota; Viridiplantae; Streptophyta; Magnoliopsida; Malpighiales; Linaceae
Source: the annotation of a GenBank genome assembly
CAAAUUUACCGGUACCAGGCCACCGCUGCCAAUUUCCCGGCAAGGCAGUUAAUUCGCGCGCCCCUCAAAUCCCUGCCCGAAUAGGAGCAGUUGAAGCGCGCUUUCUCGUGGCCCCUGCCCUUUCUCUUUCCCGGUCCCGGAGUCAAAUCAAAAUUCAUAUAGGGCAGAGAUUCCAAUUUCCCAUUGCUUUCAUUCCAAUCUAAUCUUGGGACCUCUUUUGCCUCGUUUUCCCAGCACCCAAUCAGCCCGGCCCCAAAAAUUCUUACCUUUUCGGAGAAACGAAAGAAAGAUAAAGUGUGCAGCUUUGGAUGGAAAUCGAAAGUAGGGAAUGUAGCUAACGGUCACUGUUCUAGUCUGAUUCUUGCAGCAGGGCUCUGAGGGUUUCUUUUUCCCCUUCGAAAGAGAAAGGAUACCUAGAAUCCCUAUAGUGGCCGAUUGUGUGGUAAUUUCACUCGUCUACCUCUGAUAAGGUUUCUUCCGAGCAAAGAUGAAUGCUCCAUUGGAGUCUACUUUGUGGGAUAUACUUGGUGUGAUUGAACCUCAGAGGGAUGAUUGGCUGUUUCGGCAAAGAAUCAUUCAAGAAUUACAAGAUGUAGUAAGAACAGUUCCAAGUCUUAGAGGUGCGACUGUGGAGCCAUUUGGAUCAUUUGUGUCCAAUCUAUUCACUCCAUGGGGGGACUUGGAUAUUACUGUUAUGCUAGAUUAUGAUUCUUACAUUUCGUCUGCUGGGAAGAAGAGGAAGUUGUCUUUACUUGGGGAUGUCUUAAGAGCUUUGAAGGAGAAAGGUGGAUGGUGGAGGUUGCAAUUUAUCCCACAUGCAAAAGUUCCUAUUUUGAAAUUUGAGAAAGGACGCCCUGCCAUUUCAGGGGAUAUUUCAAUUGACAACCUUGGGGGCCAGAUGAAGUCCAAAUGCUUGUUCUGGCUCAACCAAAUAGAUGGACGGUUUCGACCAUUGGUGUUACUGGUUAAGGAAUGGGCCAAAACCCAGAACAUCAACAGUCCGAAGUUUGGGACACUUAACUCGUACUCCCUUAGUUUGCUUGUGCUCUUUCAUUUCCAGACGUGUGAGCCAGCUAUCUUUCCUCCACUUCAGGCUAUAUACCCAACAAAUCUUGUUGAUGACCUUACAGGUGUGAGGGAAACUGCUGAAAAAACUAUCGCCGACCUUUUUCAUGCCAACAUAAGAAGAUUUAUAGCAGACAGAUCCAGACCCGUGAACAGAAGUUCGUUGUCUGAGCUUUUUGUUUCCUUUCUAGCAAAGUUUUCAACCAUCAGUCUGAAGGCCCGAGACUUUGGAAUUUCCCCAUUUACAGGGCAAUGGGAAGAGAUAAACAAUAAUACAAGAUGGUUUCCCAGGACUUUUGCGCUCUAUGUAGAGGAUCCGUUUGAACAGCCUGCAAAUACUGCAAGGACUGUCAGUGUUAGAAACCUAGACAGAAUACAGGAAGUGAUUCAGAGAACCCAACUUACCAUUUUGUCCCCCAAUCUGACUUGGAUCGAUCUUCAUCAGUUGCUGGUGAAGCCGGAGCUGAGUCGGGUGAUCCUGUUUAGAAAGCAGAACCAGAAUGGUAGUGGGCAAAUGAUGCAUCCUCUUCCACAGCAGCAGCUGCCGCAGACAAGGAAGCAUGUGCAUUCUCCUUCUGCACCGGUUAUAGCAGCUCGGGUUCAGAGUGCAAGGCCAGAGAAUCAGUUGAGAAGCCGGAUAAAUGGGAAUCAUCACAUUCACGGGUUAUCAUCAAAUCCCAAGCAAGGAACAUAUUCCAACAGUGCUGUCCCGGAAGAGAGUAACCCAAACAAGUGGAGUAAGCAAGGGAUGCAGCAGCAGCAGCAGCAGCAAAGGGGGGAUGUCACUAAUAGUAGGCAGCAGCUGUGGAGGCCAAGGUCACAACAAAGUUAGUGGCUCGUAGCAUCAGAGCUUCAUAUACCUAUAUCAAAUUGUUUUGGUGGCCUCUCUUAUAAACGUAUUAGAGAACCCGCCUAUGAACGAAUGCACAAAGUUGCUUUCUGCUGCUGCAGCUAACAACAGUUCUGUUACCACUUUUUACUCUCUUUGUUUAGAACUGCGAAGCCAGAG